Molecule: messenger RNA, 2944 nt
Organism: Amaranthus tricolor (Joseph's coat)
Lineage: Eukaryota; Viridiplantae; Streptophyta; Magnoliopsida; Caryophyllales; Amaranthaceae
Exons: 11
Coding region: 74-2464 (796 amino acids)
Biological process (GO): proteolysis
Molecular function (GO): serine-type endopeptidase activity
Source: RefSeq, a predicted model, not a curated record
UUGAGUUACUCUCCAACUCGCACAAAAGGAGUCAGGGAGGGAAUGUAAAUUGCCAUCUUGCUUUCACCUUUCAAUGUCUCUUUCUCGACUAACCUCAAUAGCUCUUCCUCUUUCACUCCGAGCAACUCCAGCCAUUUCAAUCUUCUUCUUCUCCACUUCAUGUGCUCGUAAACCCAUUUUCUCAUACCCUUCCAUUGAUCCACCACUUCCUAAAAAAACCCAUUUCAAAGUUACAGCUCAUGGCCGCACUUGGGAUGAUCCUUUCCAUUGGAUGUCUAACAUUAAUGAUCCAGAUUUUGUCUCAUAUCUCAAUCAAGAGAAUUCUUAUGCUGAAACAUUCAUGGCUGAUACUAGGAAUUUACAAAGAGAGCUUUUCUUGGAGAUGAAUAGUCGCAUUCCUUCUAAGAUUUCAACUCCUCCUGAACGUUGGGGACCUUGGCUCUACUACCAAUACAUUCCCGAAGGGAAAGAAUACCCUAUUUUAUGUAGAAGAUUGGAGGCAGAGAAACCUAGUGGUUUAGGAAAAUUUUUUGGUCGCAUUAAAAGAGGAUUCACAAAGGAAGUCAUUUUGCUUGAUUGGAACGAGAUCGCAGAGAAAUAUGGUUAUGUCCAUGUGGGUGCAUGUCGGGUCUCACCUGACCACAAUUUUCUGGCAUAUACACUUGAUGUAACUGGGUCUGAGCGAUUCACCCUUCAGAUCAAAGACUUGAGGGAUGGCCAUUUUAUUUCUAGUGUUAAAUCUGAUGCAAUUGUUAGCUUAGCAUGGGCUCGAGAUGGUUCAUCAUUGUUCUAUACUGUUACUGAUGAUAAUCAGAGGCCAUACAAGGUACUUUGCACAGAACUAGGUUCAGAUAUAGACAAAGUAGUAUUCACAGAGGAUGAUUCUCGGUUUUGUGUGGAUAUCACUUGUACAAAAGAUGGAAAGUUUGUUACAAUAAACUCUAACUCAAGGUCUUCAUCAGAGGUCUAUAUCAUUGAUGCGGCCUAUCCCUUUGAUAGUCUCCGGAGAGUACAUAAGCGUGUUGAUGGUGUGCAGUAUUUUUUAGAACACCAUCACGAUUUCUUCUAUGUUCUUACAAAUCACCCUUGUGAUGAGAUUGAAAAGCUGCAUUGUGGAAACCUUUAUCUGGGCAUUUGCAGAGUUGAGGAUAUAAAUACAACUAAUUGGCAGAAAAUUAUACUACCAAAAAAAGGAACCAGCUUGCGGGAUAUGGACAUUUUUGAUAAACAUUUGGUCCUCCUCCUCGAUAAAGAGGGUUCCUCUAUGAUGUGUUCAGUCAAACUUCCUAUUGAUGUCAAUUGCAAGCACAUCAUAGGGAUUGAAGAUCUAAAUCCUUGGACAUUUCCCGUGCCUUUCGAGUGGUGCGAGAUGGCCCCUGGGUCAAACCAUGAUUACGUUGACUCAACAUAUCGAGUGAUUCUUUCCUCUCCUGUGAUGCCUGAUUUAGUUGUUGACUAUAACAUGUCUACGCAUGAGUUUUCUGUUGUUCACCAAGAAGAGGUUUUGUGUGCUACUGAUGGCGCGUAUACUGAUUCAUCAAACUUGGUUUCUGAUGAUAAACUAUUAUCAAAAAUUAGAAAUGAUAAUUGCAAACUAGAGGUGCGACAAUUACAGAACUGGAAAGAAUUUUCGUCGAAAUAUGCUUGUGUAAGGCAUCAGAUCAUAUCCCAUGAUGGUACUGAGAUUCCUUUAACUGUAGUAUUCUCUAGAUAUGCACAUCACAAGGGACAGUCCCCUGGAAUUCUUGAAGCAUAUGGUGCAUAUGGAGAAGUUUUAGAUAAAAGCUGGUCCUCAGAUCGCCUCAGUUUACUUGAUCGUGGAUGGGUAGUAGCAUUUGCUGAUGUGAGGGGCGGAGGCGGUAAUUAUCCUUCCUGGCAUGAAAUGGGGAGUGGACCUAAUAAGAUCAAUUCUAUAUACGAUCUUAUCUCAUGUGGCAAGUAUCUGGUUGACGAGGGCUAUGCUAAAAACGGUAGGCUUGCUGCCAUUGGGUCUAGUGCAGGGUCUCUGUCUGUGGGUGCAGCUAUCAAUUUUCAUCCUGAUCUCUUUCGUGCUGUUAUUCUCAAGGUUCCCUUCCUUGAUAUAUGCAACACAUUGAUGGAUGACACCUUGCCUUUAACUAAAUUGGACUAUGAUGAAUUCGGGAACCCUAAAAUAGAAACCGAGUUCAAGAGUAUUAUGCAAUACUCUCCUUAUGACAACGUAAAUCAUGGACUUUGCUAUCCUUCAAUGCUUGUCACCGCAGCAUUCAACGACCCAAGGGUUGGAGUAUGGGAAGCAGCAAAAUGGGUUGCUAAAAUACGAGAAAAAACAUGUGCAGAUUGUUCUCGUGCUGUUAUCUUAAAGACGGAAAUGAACGGAGGACAUUUUGGUGAAGGUGGCCGUUAUGGCCAGUCCGAGGAAAGGGCUUGUGAAUAUGCCUUUCUUAUGAAGGUCAUGGGGCUGUUUGAUAGCUCAAAAUCAUAGGCUCUAAGUGUAUCUAUCCUUUUGAACUUGUAUUUGCUUUUGUGCUGUAAUGUAUUUCUGAAACUCAACAGUGCUUAUGGAGAAUCAAGUUAUGCAGUAUUUGAAGCAUAUUUUAUGUAUCUAUUUCUUUGGAGACACAUAGGGUGCAAUGGGAUCCUUAAACACCUUUGGAAGACACACUCGACAGACGACAAAAACCUUGAAUUUAAAACACCUCAGGUCGUCCUAAGAACCCUUUUAAAUAUAGACAAAAUGGUAAAACGUGCAUUUUCCACCACAUUUUCCAUUAAUAAAAAAAGUCAUUUUGGAAAUUAAACUGUUACAAACUCAAUAUUUGUUGUUUAACCUUCUUGUGUAGUUCAAAUACUCCAAGUUUGUUCCAUAUAUAUUUGGUGGGAAACCAAGAACAUAGAAAACAAAAAAAUACGUAUUAUGUAGAUGAAAGUUUAAGAAAUCGAGUUAAAAAUAAAAAAUGGAGUA